GAUACCACUGGAAUCAUUGGGGAAGAAAGCGGACAGAGUAUCAGUGGCGAAGAGCAGCAGCUGCGCAGCAUGCCGAAUGUUAAGGUUUUUUCCGGAUCAUCUCAUCGAGACUUGACGGAACGAAUCUGUGAACGCUUGCAGCUUGAUGUCGCGAAAGCGUCGCUUAAGAAAUUCAGCAACAAAGAAACAAAUGUGGAGAUUGGCGAAAGUGUGCGUGGUGAAGAUGUGUAUAUAAUUCAGAGUGCUUGUGGCGAGAUCAAUGAUCAUUUGAUGGAAUUGCUAAUCAUGAUAAAUGCCUGUAAGAUCGCCUCGUCCUGUCGUGUGGCUGCUGUAAUCCCGUGCUUCCCAUAUGCUCGACAAGACAAAAAAGAUAAAUCUCGUGCUCCGAUCAGUGCGAAAUUGGUAGCAAAUAUGCUGUCAGUGGCUGGUGCCGAUCAUAUAAUUACCAUGGAUUUACAUGCUUCUCAAAUACAGGGUUUCUUUGAUAUUCCAGUGGACAAUUUAUAUGCUGAACCGGCAAUCCUGAAAUAUAUCAAGGAAUCGAUACCGAAUUGGCAGCAAGCUGUUAUCGUGUCGCCGGAUGCUGGCGGUGCAAAACGUGUAACAUCGAUUGCGGAUCGAUUAAACGUUGAUUUUGCAUUGAUACACAAGGAACGAAAGAGGGCCAAUGAAGUGGAGAAGAUGACUCUUGUGGGAAAUGUCCAGAACCGAGCCAGCGUUUGUUAG
Messenger RNA from Gongylonema pulchrum, 726 nucleotides. The record is from the annotation of a GenBank genome assembly. NCBI's taxonomy places the organism in Eukaryota, Metazoa, Nematoda, Chromadorea, Rhabditida, Gongylonematidae.